GGGCGGAUCCGGGCGGAGAUCCGGUGGCGUGGGCUGUAACAUCUGAAGUCGUUACGCUGCCGCUUCCCCUGUCCUUCUCCUGGCGCAGAAAUGGUUGUCCUGGUUACGGGUCCUAACGGUCCCCCGCCUGAGAUUUCUUUUUGAGGGUCUGUAACCCGAGCUGCUCUUUAGAGGCUCCUUCAGCAUCUUACAGUGGCGGCUGAUCAUUCUUCGACGUGGAGUAAUUGAAGCUUUCGAGGUAGCUCUUGGCUGUCCCUUCCCAUACCGCGUGGGGCAAGGAAUCCUAUGCCGUGUGGAUAGUCUCAGUCUCUGACCCUUUGUAACCCAGAAAAUUGAAAUAGAAUUGGAGAAGAAAAUUGAACCAUAAUAAUAAUGUCUCGAAAAAUUGCCAAGGCAUCAAAAAAAAUGAACGUCUCUAGCUCCCUGGAAUCCGAAGAUAUUAGUUUAGAAACAACAGUUCCUACAGAUGACAUUUCCUCAUCAGAAGAGCGAGAUGGUAAAAUUAAAAUCACCAGGCAACUAAUUGAACGUAAAGAACUACUUCAUAAUAUUCAGUUACUGAAAAUAGAGCUAUCCCAGAAAAAUAUGAUGAUUGACAAUUUGAAAGUAGAUUAUCUUACAAAGAUUGAAGAAUUGGAGGAGAAACUUAAUGAUGCACUUCACCAGAAGCAGCUCCUGACAUUGAGAUUAGACAACCAAUUGACUUUUCAGCAAAAGGAUACCAGGAAAUAUCAAGAACUAAUGAAACAAGAAAUGGAAACUAUUUUAUUGAGACAGAAACAACUAGAAGAAACAAAUCUUCAGCUAAGAGAGAAAGCUGGAGAUAUUCGUCGAAAUCUGCGUGACUUUGAGUUGACAGAAGAGCAAUAUAUGAAACUCAAAAGUUUUCCCGAAGAUCAGCUUUCUAUUCCUGAAUAUGUAUCUAUUCGAUUCUACGAACUAGUGGAUCCAUUAAAAAAGGAAAUCUGUGAACUACAAGUUAAAAAGAAUAACCUAGCAGAAGAAUUAAGUGAAAACAAAAGCCAACUGAAACAACUGACAGAGACUUAUGAGGAAGAUCGAAGAAACUACUCUGAGCUUCAAAUUAGAUGUCAACGUUUGGCCUUAGAAUUAGCAGACACAAAACAGUUAAUUCAGCAAGGUGACUACCGCCAGGAGAACUAUGAUAAAGUCAAAAGUGAACGUGAUGCACUUGAACAGGAAAUAAUGGAGUUAAGAAGAAAACAUGAAAUACUUGAAGUCUCUCACAUAAAUCAAGCUAAAGAAAGAAAUGAAUUAUCAAAAGAGGUAGCCAACUUAGAGCAGACUGUUACUUUACUACAAAAGGAUAAAGAAUAUCUCAAUCGCCAAAACAUGGAGCUUAGUGUUCGCUGUGCCCACGAAGAGGAUCGCCUUGAAAGACUUCAGGCUCAACUUGAGGAAGCCAAAAAGGCUAGAGAAGAGAUGUAUGAAAAAUAUGUAGCAUCCAGAGACCAUUAUAAAACAGAAUAUGAAAAUAAACUAUAUAAUGAACUGGAACAAAUCAAAUUGAAAACUAAUCAAGAAAUUGAUCAACUUCGAAGUGCCUCUAGGGAAAUGUAUGAACGAGAAAACAGAAAUCUCCGAGAAGCAAGGGAUAAUGCUGUGGCUGAAAAGGACCGGGCAGUGAUGGCUGAAAAGGAUGCUUUAGAAAAACAUAAUCAGCUCUUAGACAGGUACAGAGAACUACAACUUAGUACAGAAAGCAAAAUAUCAGAAUUUCUCCAUCAAAGUAAAUUAAAAUCUUUUGAAAGUGAGCGUGUUCAACUUAUACAAGAGGAAACUGCAAGAAAUCUCACACAGUGUCAGUUGGAAUGUGAAAAAUAUCAGAAAAAAUUGGAGGUUUUAACUAAAGAAUUUUAUAGUCUCCAAGCCUCUUCUGAAAAACGCAUUACUGAACUUCAAGCACAGAACUCUGAGCAUCAGGCAAGGUUGGACAUUUAUGAGAAAUUGGAAAAAGAGCUUGAUGAAAUAAUAAUGCAAACUGCAGAAAUUGAAAAUGAAGUUGAGGCUGAAAGGGUUCUUUUUUCCUAUGGCUAUGGUGCUAAUGUUCCCACAACAGCCAAAAGACGACUAAAACAAAGUGUCCACUUGGCAAGAAGAGUGCUUCAGUUAGAAAAACAAAACUCAUCGGUUUUAAAAGACCUGGAACAUCAAAAGGACCAAGUAACACAGCUUUCACAAGAGCUUGACAGGGCCAAUUCUCUGUUAAACCAAACCCAACAACCUUACAGUUAUCUCAUUGAAUCAGUGCGUCAGAGAGAUUCUAAGAUUGAUUCACUAAAGGACUGUAUCACACAACUUGAGAAAGAUGUCAGCAAUUUAAAUAAAGAAAAGUCAGCUUUACUACAGAUGAAGAAUCAAAUGGCAUUAGAUUUAGAACAACUCUUAAAUCAUCGUGAGGAAUUGGCAGCAAUGAAACAGAUUGUCACUAAUAUGCGCAAUAAACGUUCUGAGGACACAUUACUUCUUACUAAAACGGAAUCAAAAAAUAUGACGGAAAAUCAGAAAUCAAAGACUUUGAAUGUGCCUACAGAACGUGAAGACAAUAUAUUUAUACCCAAACCAACACUCUUUACCAAAAAAGAAGCACCUGAGUGGUCUAAGAAACAAAAGAUGAAGACCUAGUGUUUUGGAUGGAUUUGCUGUGUCAUUAUUUACUCUUGAAGUUCUUUUUCUGGUGAACAAAAAGUUUAUCUGAAUCAUGUGCUUGGCAUUUUUAAAAUAACUAAUUUAAAAUUUAUUUUAACUGAAUGUUAAAUUAACAGAUUUCAGCAUAAUCAAAUGUAUAAAAGUACAAACAACAGUAUAUCGGUUUUGGUUUAUCUGUUUUGUUACAAAAAUAAAUAUAUACUCUAUGACUUAAA
Molecule: messenger RNA, 2885 nt
Organism: Pteropus alecto (black flying fox)
Lineage: Eukaryota; Metazoa; Chordata; Mammalia; Chiroptera; Pteropodidae
Gene: PIBF1
Product: progesterone immunomodulatory binding factor 1
Exons: 18
Coding region: 373-2646 (757 amino acids)
Biological process (GO): cilium assembly
Cellular component (GO): centriolar satellite
Source: RefSeq, a predicted model, not a curated record